AUGUUUGACCUCACACAGAUAAGCUCUGAGGUUCAGACAGCAGAAACUGAUGUUGUCAGGUCCAGGGAAGGAAAUCCUCUGGACAAUGAAGACGAUGAAGAUGGUCUGCUGGCCUGGUGGACAACAGUGGAAGGUUGGAGUGAAUGGAAUGAGUCAAAACAGUUUAAUGAGGAAGAUGGAGAACGAGCAAUCGAAGCCGCUGCUAACCGCGUUUUCAUGGCUGCCAAGUUAUUUGUCCACCUGCUGUCUCAGCGCGAGCCAUCGCUGCAGCUGCGCAUCCACGAGCUACUGGCGUUAGCGGACGCCGCCGACAGCUUCCACAAGAAAACGGUGACGGGCGGCGUGGGCGGGGUGGCCAGCGUCGGCAGCAUCACCACCAUCACUGGCCUGGUUCUGGCGCCCUUCACAUUCGGACGCCUCAUCGUCACAGCGGUGGGCAUUGGGGUCGCGACCGGGCGCGGCGUGACUUCAGCUUCCGCUAACAUCACCGACACGGUUCACUCCAACACGGACAGGAAGAAGGUGGAAAAGAUGAUCCAAGACUAUCAGCAGGAAAUCAAAGAUAUUAAAGAAUGCCUGGAAUUCCUACAGGCCGGGAUGGAGACUCUGGAGGAGUGGAACUUCGAGCAGUACGUGGACAGCAUCUCCAAACGGGCUCUGAACCAGAACGUGAAGCACGUUCUGAAGGAGGGCGGCCGGGCCGGGAAAGCGCUGCUGGUGAACACGGAGAACCUUAUCAACACCGUCCAGGUGCUCAGCGUGGCUGGAGGAGCCGCCAAAGCCGCGCAGGUCAUCAGCGUCACCACCGGCGUCAUGUCGGGCCUCUUCCUCGCCCUCGACGUCUUCUUCCUCGCCAAGGGCUCGCUGGAGCUGCGCAAGGGCGCCAAGACCGAGUUUGCGGCCAAGAUCCGAGAGGUUUGCAAGGAGCUGCAGGACGGACUGCAGGAGCUGAGGAGAAUCCAGCGACAGCUGCAGAAAACCAUGGACGGGGUUGAGAUGGAGGAAGAGGAAGAUGGAGGUGAUGGAGAGGAUGGGGAAGAGGAGGAUGAUGAAGAGGAGGUAGAAAAUAGAUCUGAGUCGAGAAAAGAUUCCAGCUAGAGAAACAUGCAAAUUAAAGAUCACGCGAUGGUAUUCAGUAAUACAAUUUAUUUUUUAUUUUAUUAGAAAAUACGUUUUUAUUAUUAUUAUUAUUAUUAUGAUGACGAAAUUAAAUUGCAUAUUGUAGAGUGUGUAAAGGCAAAUAUUAAAUAAUAAUAAAAAUUGGAAUUAAAUGUUUUUAUAAUGUAUACUAUGAAUAUAAAUAUUUUCUCUAUUUGCCAAAGGUAAUGUUUUCUUUAUAUUAAGGUGUCCUUGUUGCACAUAUUACAUUUACUUACUAUUAAAAUAGCAGUUAAUUUUGCAUAAUUACAUGCUAGAUCAAACCAAUUACUAAAUACAUGUAGUUAAUUAUAAUUAGUACUUCAAUGUAUAGUAUUCUAUGACAAGGACACCAUAAAUAAAAUUAAAUUUGUUUGCCAAAGUACUGUAAAUAGAACUGUACCAAACGAUAUUUAAUGAUUUAAGACAAAAUACUUGUUUUUAGGUCAAAUGUUUCUGCAGAGUGUCAAGAGAUGAGUUUCUCUUUAUCCUGCGUAAUGAAUAAUAUGUGGUUUAACAUAUAUGUGUGUGUGGUGCCUCUUCCUUGUGUCAGAACCGGUCAAACAGUGGAUUAUGGUUUCUGGGUAAUAAAUGAAUCGUUCUAUAAACAGUUA
This is a messenger RNA of Puntigrus tetrazona (Sumatra barb), 1751 nucleotides long. Its product is annotated as apolipoprotein L4-like. Gene Ontology annotation, cellular component: extracellular region; membrane. The record is from RefSeq and is a predicted model, not a curated record. Gene Ontology annotation, biological process: lipid transport; lipoprotein metabolic process. NCBI's taxonomy places the organism in Eukaryota, Metazoa, Chordata, Actinopteri, Cypriniformes, Cyprinidae. Gene Ontology annotation, molecular function: lipid binding.